AUGCCACCUGCCGCUCAGGAACACCUACAGCAUGUACAUGAUGCGCUCCUAUCUGAACUAGGCCAUGUUCCUUUAAGUAAUGUAUGGCUUAAUGAGUGCAUAGCACAUCUUUGCAGCCUCUAUCCAACAUUAGUCUUUGAUAGGGCUCAGCUUCUUCAGCGUGUUCGUGCGCAAUUACUCGUGUCGGACCUAAUUCAAUCUAUGGACCACGGCUCACUUCAGCUUCACAAGUAUUCACAAGCAUUGGUGCAGGUGGUUGGUAUAAUGGACGUAGGCGUAUCAGCUCAAUCGCUCUAUGACGCUUGGAUUUCUCGAGAAGCUGAGCCUACUACGCCAUUUCCACGCGGCAUGCUUCGCUUAGAGCUUAGCGAUGGCUUUAUUCAACAGCCUAUAAUGGCUUAUGAGUAUGAACCGAUACCCGACCUCAGCCUCCUUACCUGCUUAGGGACCAAGCUCUUACUGCGUCAUCCCAUCCAGGAACGUGGAAUCUUAUUAUUGUCGCCACAGUCUGUAUGUGUGCUAGGAGGCACGAUACCAGAGCUGGAUUCCCAUGCCGCCCUAGCCGAACGAAUUUGCGCCCCGCUCAACAAAGACGUGUCCACCCUCAAGGUUCAACGUCACCCUACAACAAGUCUGAGCUUUGCUAAUACGAGCAAAAAAAAAUCUGUCGAAUCUGAGUCCCAAUUCAAGCGAGUAGAAGAAAAGCAGCCAGAUAUGGAAGCGAUUUCUCUCGAUGAUAAUGAGGACGAUGAUGUGUUAUUGAUGGAUGCAGAAUUAGCAAUUCGCGAAGCCGAGCUAACACAUACUCAGAGUCCGAGAUCCUCCUUAUUACAAAAGCUUUACGAUACGCCUAUGUCAACACCAUCUGCAACACCCUCCUCUUCGCAUCCUGAGUCAAUAUCCACUUCAGCAAGGCAUGCACACGAUAAACUCUUUGUGCCUAAGCGCGGCACGCCUAUAUCACAAUCUUCUUCUAUCUAUCUCGUGUCUUCGGAUGUCGAAGAUGCGGCUGAUCCUCCCACUGAUUCACGCACGUAUAUAGCCAUAUCGGAUGACUCUGACGAUGCUUAG
This is a messenger RNA of Malassezia restricta, 1071 nucleotides long. Its product is annotated as RecQ-mediated genome instability protein 1. The record is from RefSeq and is a predicted model, not a curated record. Lineage: Eukaryota; Fungi; Basidiomycota; Malasseziomycetes; Malasseziales; Malasseziaceae. Gene Ontology annotation, biological process: double-strand break repair via homologous recombination; resolution of meiotic recombination intermediates. The transcript has a single exon. Gene Ontology annotation, cellular component: RecQ family helicase-topoisomerase III complex; nuclear body. The coding region runs from base 1 to 1071 and encodes 356 amino acids.